Molecule: messenger RNA, 345 nt
Organism: Staurois parvus
Lineage: Eukaryota; Metazoa; Chordata; Amphibia; Anura; Ranidae
Source: the annotation of a GenBank genome assembly
UCAUGCUGCUGCCAGGUCCAGAGUCUCUCAUGGGUCCCUGUACGGCCUCCCCAUUGCUGCUGUCUCCAUCGCCACACUCUGCCAUGUGCCACUUUCAGGUCUCCUCACACUGCUGGUGUGUUCCAUUUUUUGUCAUAGGGUGCUGGCAGAUUACGGGCCUCCCAUAGCUGCUGCCAGGCCCCUAAUCUGCCAUGGGCCCCUUUACCGCCUCCUCAUGCUGCUGCCAAGUCCAGAGUCUCUCAUGGGUCCCUGUACGGCCUCCCAUUGCUGCUGUCUCCAUCGCCACACUCUGCCAUGUGCCACUUUCAGGUCUCCUCACACUGCUGGUGGGUUCCAUUUUUUGUC